AUGUCCAAACGCGGUCUAACCUUCCCUGUCUCCUCCCCCGACCCUCCCUUCCUCUUCUCCAAGCCCGGCUCCCUAGUCUCCUGGCUCUACAACUGGUCCCCGCGCCUCACCCCCGGUACCGGCCCUGGCUGCUCUCUCCACUUCGUCCCGAUGCAAUGGAACCACGUCUACAUCGACGAGCUCCCGGGCCAUCUAAACGCCUGCUACCCCGAUCCAGAUCCAGAAUGUAACGGCCAGCCCACAAUCCUUGGUUUCAACGAGCCCGAACUACCUGAUCAAUCAAACAUGGACGUUGCGCUAGCAGCCGCCGAAUGGCUUCGUGUAAUCGAGCCAUUGCGUAGACAGGGCGUGCGCGCUGGAUCACCAGGUAUCAGCUCCGCGCCGCAGGGCGUAACUUGGCUGAGGGAAUUUAUGGAGGCUAUUCGGUCCCAAGGCUCAGACGUGGAUUUUUAUUGUCUGCAUUGGUACGGCGGCGCGAACCUGGGGGGGUUUUUAUGGUAUUACAUCUGGAGCACGCACCACCAGCUGGGACCGGACAAGCCGGUGUGGAUCACCGAGUUUGCUUGCACGAAUUGGAAUCAGGAAGAUCCGAUUCCGAAGGAGGAGGUGGAGAACUUUUGCAGGGAGAGCUGCAAGUAUUUGGAUACGCUGGAUUGGGUGGAGAGGUAUGCGUGGUUUGGGGCCAUGAGGCCGGAGACAAUUGGGAAUGUGGGAAGGUGGGCGGCGUUUUUGGGGGAUGAAGGGGAACUGACGGAGUUGGGGGCUUGGUAUAGGGAUUGUGCUGAGUAG
Messenger RNA from Sordaria macrospora k-hell, 789 nucleotides. RefSeq lists its product as uncharacterized. The record is from RefSeq and is a predicted model, not a curated record. Gene Ontology annotation, biological process: fungal-type cell wall polysaccharide metabolic process. Lineage: Eukaryota; Fungi; Ascomycota; Sordariomycetes; Sordariales; Sordariaceae. Gene Ontology annotation, cellular component: fungal-type cell wall.